CAGGCAGGGGCCGCAUGAGUUUCUUUGCCCUAUCCUUUUCCAUCCAGGACGAAGAAGAUCGAACAUCUAUAAAAUCAAGCAAGGAAAAAAUAAACGAAAGGAGGUACUUGCUCUGACUUUCACGGCCGCUUAGGGGUUUCCUUCGUGUAUGCACGCUCGCGGUUGUGCGAUCCCACGCUCCAGGUUUUGAGAUUCACCGAUCCCUCCGAGUUUCAACAGAGCCUAAUGCGUUGCUGCAUCGGCUACAUAUUGUUCUUUAACGCGCUACAGAAUGGGUAUUUUUUCCCCGAAGAACUUAAAACCCUAAUAAUAGAGAAACUCGCCGACGCCAGGGAGAGGGCGGCCGGCGUUUCUCGAGAUUCUACUUCCUCGCCGGAACCUGUGCUUCCAGGCAUUGGUCUAACCCGUAGGGAGUGGCUGCUGAUGCGUUAUGAAGAGUGUGUGAAGCAUGAUCACAUGGUAUCAGUUGGAUUAUGCCAGGAUUUAAGGUCCCAAAUGUUGGAGAAGAAAUCCUUGACGCAGAAAGUUUGGGCUUGGGGUCAAGUCGCCCAAAGCUGGUUCAAAUUGUGAAUUGUCUGUCCUUGCCGCAGGAAGAUUGAUUGGGGCCAAAACCUGGUUCAAAUAGUUUGAAGAGUGUCUCUUCGAGUCAUUUUUAAAUCUGUUUGCAUUUGAGUUCUGUGUGGAGGGUUUAGUUUUGUUGAGGUUUUAGCUCAUUAGUUUGUGGGAGUUGUGGCUGGCAUCAACCUUCAUUGCUUUACAUUCCAUAAAAGUUGGUCAGA
Messenger RNA from Linum tenue, 779 nucleotides. The record is from the annotation of a GenBank genome assembly. NCBI's taxonomy places the organism in Eukaryota, Viridiplantae, Streptophyta, Magnoliopsida, Malpighiales, Linaceae.